UCUCUGAGGAAUAUUACAACCUACAAACAUUAACAAUGUGCAGCCCACAUGUUGUUGCUCUACCUUAUCCUGCACAAGGCCAUGUUAUUCCUUUACUGGAACUCUCACAACGCUUGGUUCAGCAUGGCUUCAGAAUCACCUUUGUCAACACAGAAUUCAAUCACACAAGAGUCAUGAAUGCGCUAGAAGAAAAGCAUGCUAUAGGUGAUCAAAUCCGCUUGGUAACGCUCCCGGAUGGAGUGGAAGAAGGGGAGGAUAGAAAUGACUUGGGGAAGUUAACUGAAGCGAUUCUCCGCGUCAUGCCUGGAAAGCUGGAGAAGCUCAUUGAAGAUAUCAACAGAGAAGACGGUGAUAAGGUCAGUUGUAUUCUUGUUGAUGGGAGUAUGGGAUGGGGUGUUGAAGUAGCAGAAAAGAUGAAAAUCAAGGCGGUUGUCUUUUGGACUCCAGCAGCAGGACUACUGGCCAUGUCUUUCAGUGUCGCAAAGUUGAUGGAUGACGGAAUCAUUGACAAAGAUGGAACUCCAAUCAAAAAACAGAUGAUCCAAUUAGCUCCAGGCAUGCCCACAUUCAACAGCGCAAACUUUGUUUGGGCAUGCAUUGGCGGCUCAACCGCACAGAAAAUCAUCUUUAAUAUUACGGUUGAAAACAAUGAAUAUCUGAAAAAGGCAGAAUUCCUGAUUUGUAACUCAACAUUUGACCUUGAGCCUGCAGCAUUCACGUUGGUUCCCCAACUUCUUCCAAUAGGACCACUUUUAGCAAGCAGUCACCUAGGAAAUUCUGCAGGAUACUUUUGGCCCGAAGACUCAACUUGCUUGAAAUGGCUUGACCAACAGCCGCCCCAAUCAGUCAUUUAUGUUGCAUUUGGCAGCUUCACAGUUUUUGACCAAUCCCAAUUCCAGGAAUUAGCUCUAGGACUGGAACUCACCAAUAGGCCAUUCCUGUGGGUUGUGAGGCCAGACAUUACUGAUGCUGCAAAUGAAGCCUACCCAAAAGGUUUUCAAGAAAGGGUCGCCGUGCGUGGCCAAAUGAUCGGUUGGGCCCCGCAACAGAAGGUUCUGAGUCACCCUUCUGUUGCCUGUUUUAUGAGCCAUUGUGGUUGGAAUUCCGCCAUGGAAGGUGUAAGCAAUGGAGUCCCUUUCUUGUGCUGGCCAUACUUUGCUGACCAAUUUCUUAAUGAGAGCUACAUUUGUGAUGUUUGGAAGGUGGGAUUAAAGUUUAGCAAAAACAAAAGUGGGAUCAUCACACGAGAAGAAAUCAAGAACAAGGUGGACCAAGUGCUUGGUGACGAAAGUUAUAAAGAAAGAGUUCUGAAACUCCAGGAAAUAACCAUGGAUGGUGUCAGAGAAGGUGGUCAGUCCAACAAGAAUUUUAAGAAUUUCCUGGAUUGGAUCAAGGCAUAAGGGAUCAUAUUUUGCAAAAUGUAACAAUUUGUUUUACUUUCUUAAAGAAUCGACAAGAUCAAUUUUCAUAUCCUCCUUUAAAGUGUUAAAAAAAUUAAAAAGUGUUU
Messenger RNA from Pistacia vera, 1507 nucleotides. Its product is annotated as UDP-glycosyltransferase 83A1-like. Gene Ontology annotation, molecular function: UDP-glycosyltransferase activity. The record is from RefSeq and is a predicted model, not a curated record. The transcript has 2 exons. Lineage: Eukaryota; Viridiplantae; Streptophyta; Magnoliopsida; Sapindales; Anacardiaceae. Bases 36 to 1400 code for a protein of 454 amino acids.